AUGGAGAACAAAGCAGCCGAGGCGUACGCAGCUCCGCCUAGCUAUGAAGAGGCACAGGAACAGAAUCGUGCCAAUGAGGUUCGCGCAAAUCCCGUGAUCGGUCCAGCUGGAUACCCUGUACAACCACCGGCUCCCUAUGUCUUCCAGGGCACCACCACUGUACCUCCACCAUUGGGCGGUGCCCCAGCAGCUCCGAUCCUUCUCCAAGCACGGACCUCUGUCUAUGGAGCGAUGCCGGUCGAAAUCGAUUGUCCACAUUGUCAGGCUCACAUCAUCACGCACAUUGAACGCGUUGCCGGUAUCUUGCCUUGGAUCAUUUUCUCCGUUUGCAUCAUUCUCGGCUUUUUCCUCUUUGGAAUCCCCUGGUGUUUCUGCUGUAUCCCGUUUUGUUUGGAGCCGUGUCUCGACGUGGUUCACUUGUGCCCAUGCUGUAAACGACAUUUGGGACGCUUUUCACGAGUU
Messenger RNA from Mesorhabditis belari, 462 nucleotides. NCBI's taxonomy places the organism in Eukaryota, Metazoa, Nematoda, Chromadorea, Rhabditida, Rhabditidae. The record is from the annotation of a GenBank genome assembly.